This is a messenger RNA of Aspergillus saccharolyticus JOP 1030-1, 443 nucleotides long. Its product is annotated as general stress protein. The coding region runs from base 55 to 309 and encodes 84 amino acids. The transcript has 2 exons. The record is from RefSeq and is a predicted model, not a curated record. Lineage: Eukaryota; Fungi; Ascomycota; Eurotiomycetes; Eurotiales; Aspergillaceae.
AAGAACUCAGAUUUUAUUAUCAAACCUCAUCCCAAAACACACAAAACCAGCACAAUGGCCUCCAACACCAACCCCGGAAACUUCUCCAACCGUCCUCACGAGGAGGUGCAGAACAUCGCUCGCAAGGGCGGCCAGUCCAGUCACUCUGGCGGCUUUGCCAGCAUGGACCCUGAGAAGCAGCGCAACAUCGCUUCCCAGGGUGGCCAUGCUUCCAGCGGAAGCUUCAAGCCCGGCGACCCUCGGGCUCGCGAGGCUGGUCAGAAGGGUGGGUCUAAGACCCAGUAUGACCAGGAGACGCCUGAAGAAUAAGCUUGGGAUAUUUCAUUAUAACGGGAUGUUACGAUGAUUAUGCUAUGAUGUUGUGAUUGACGAUGUAACUAUUAUGUAUGUACUGUACGAUAUUGAGGUUUUCAACCACAGACGGAAUUCUACUUUCGUGAGAG